This is a messenger RNA of Balaenoptera musculus (blue whale), 1506 nucleotides long. RefSeq names its product probable glutamate--tRNA ligase, mitochondrial. Gene Ontology annotation, molecular function: tRNA binding; glutamate-tRNA ligase activity; ATP binding. Gene Ontology annotation, biological process: glutamyl-tRNA aminoacylation. The record is from RefSeq and is a predicted model, not a curated record. NCBI's taxonomy places the organism in Eukaryota, Metazoa, Chordata, Mammalia, Artiodactyla, Balaenopteridae.
AUGGCGGUGCUCCUGAAGAGGUUGCUGCAUCCCCGGAGGUCCCCAGUGGCCUUGGGCCGCCCCCUGGGACGGGGUGAGGCCAGCCUGGGCACUGAUCCCAGGGCUGCUGUGCGAGUGCGGUUCGCCCCCAGCCCCACAAGCUUCUUGCCCCUGGGCGGCCUCCACACUGCCUUGUACAACUACAUCUUUGCCGAGAAGCACCUGAGGCUGGAGGACAUGGAUCAGGCCUGCCUUGCGCUUGGGGCAGCAGAGAAUAUUGAGGACAUGCUGGAGUGGGCAGGCAUCCCCCCUGACAAGAGCCCCCGCCGGGGAGGUCCUGCAGGGCCCUACCUGCAAUCUCAGCGACUUGCACCCUACACCCAUGCUACCGAAGCUCUGCUGAAGCAGCGGCUGGAGCUCCUGCAGAGGGAGGCCCUGAGGAGCCAUCAGACUCGCCAGUAUGACAAGCGGUGCCGGAGCCUGGGCCAGGCGCAGGUGGCCCAGAAGCUGGCCAAAGACCCCAAGCGUGCCAUCCACUUCCGCCCAGGGGAGGCACCAGCCUUCCAGGACUUGGUGUAUGGCUGGAAUCCGCACAAGGUGGCCAGCAUGGAGGGGGACCCGGUCAUCCUGAAGAGCAAUGGCUUCCCCACGUACCACCUGGCCUGCGUGGUGAUCGACCACCACAUGGGCAUCAGCCACAUGCUGCGGGGCUCCGAGUGGCUGGUCUCCACCUCUAAGCACCUGCUCCUCUACCAGGCCCUGGGCUGGCAGCCCCCGCGCUUUGCCCACCUGCCCCUGCUCCUCUACAGGGAUGGCAGCAAGCUGUCCAAGAGACAAGGGGACGUUUGCUGCCGGCGGCUUCCUGCCGAUGCCUUGCUCGACAUCAACACCAACUGCGGCUCAGGGUUUGCAGAGAACCAGAUGGGCAGGACCUUGCCAGAGCUGAUCACACAGUUUGACCUGACCCGGAUCACCUGCCACUCAGCCCUGCUGGACCUGGAAAAGCUCCCAGAAUUCAACAAGCUGCACCUCCGCCAGCUGGUGAGCGAUGAGACCCAGAGACGCCAGCUGGCGGGGAAGCUGCAGGCCCUCGUGGAGGAGGCUUUCGGGAGCCAGCCGCGAGACAGGCAUGUGCUGGACGCGGCCUAUGUGGAGAGGAUCAUCCCGCUGAGACAGGGCCACGUUUGCCGCCUGCAGGAUUUGGUCUCCCCAGCGCAGUCCUACCUGUGGACUCGCCCUGCUGUGGGUCGAGCGCAGCUGGGUGCCAUCUCAGAGAGGGUGGACGUCAUUGCCAAGCAUGUGCUGGGGCUUUUAGAAGGACCCGGUAUGAACUUAACUCAGGACAUGCUGAACGGAGAACUGAAGAAGCUGUCAGAAGGUCUGGAAGGCACCAAACACAGUAAGGUGCUGAAGCUCCUCCGAGUGGCCUUCAGUAGACAGCUGCAAGGGCCUCCUGUAGCUGAGAUGACGUUAUCCUUGGGACCAAAGGAAGUGCGGGAACGAACACAGAAGGUGCUUUCCAGCUAG